AUGUUAUCUUCUAUUUGUCGCUUUGGUCAUUCUAUGCGUCGCCAUGAAAGAGAAAUUAAAGAUAUUGAUCAAAUCAAGAAAUUCCUCAAAGAACAGCCUUAUGGAGUUUUAUCAAUGAGCGAUAAUAAUGUUCCAUAUGGAGUUCCGUUAUGUUACGGUUUCACAUGGGAUAAAAACCAAAAGUAUCCAACAUUUUACUUCCAUGGAGCUACUACAGGCAGAAAAAUCGCAACGAUUAACAAUAAUCCACUUGGAUGCCUUUCAAUCUCAAAACCACUCCAACUCUCUUACACACCUGGUAAGCUAGUAUGCACGGCAACAAUGUUCUACGAGUCUGUAAUCGCAGAAGGAAAAGUUGAAAUUGUUACUCACAAAGAAGAAAUAAAAGCCGCUUUAGACACACUUCUCCAACAAUUUGAUGUUCCUCUAGGCAAGUACGCAGGGGCAUCAUUAAAGAGAACCGCGAUUAUUAAACUUGUCACUGACAGUCUUACAAUGAAGAGUAAUGCUAUCAAGGGCAAAGCAUAA
Trichomonas vaginalis G3 is the source of this 528-nucleotide messenger RNA. RefSeq names its product nitroimidazole resistance protein. The transcript has a single exon. The coding region runs from base 1 to 528 and encodes 175 amino acids. NCBI's taxonomy places the organism in Eukaryota, Parabasalia, Trichomonadida, Trichomonadidae. The record is from RefSeq and is a predicted model, not a curated record.